Molecule: messenger RNA, 642 nt
Organism: Pelobates cultripes (western spadefoot toad)
Lineage: Eukaryota; Metazoa; Chordata; Amphibia; Anura; Pelobatidae
Source: the annotation of a GenBank genome assembly
AUGGAAGGCUGGUAUACACUGCUUAAACAAAACACGUUAAAGGAACUGUUGGAGGUUUGUGGAAGGAUUGCUAGCAACAAAACCAAGCGAGUCAUUAUUGCUGAGUUAAUGGAGCUAGACCAGGAGAACUUGGUUGCAGCAACACCAACUAUUCAGGAGAUGGAGACACCGGCGAUUCGGGCAAAUGAAUCGCCAGCCAACAGAGAGAUUCGGGAGAGAUUAGCAUGGUUCGGUCCGAACCCAACAGCUGACAUUGUGCUACAGGUACCGAACGCAGUAGCAGAAGAGGCGAAACAGAAACAGAAGAGAGAAAUAGAGCUGCAAAUGAAGCUGGCUGAAACCCAGCAGGCAAGCUCCCCAAGCAGAGAGCACAGCACAGCAGAGACAAGGAAGAUUAUUUUCAGUGCCUUUAAUGAGAAUGACUACGAGAUUGAUAGCUAUCUAGUGGGUUUCGAGCGACAGUGUAACCUGCACAGAGUGGCUACGGACGAAUGGGUUAAAGAGGCACUCCUGGCUCGGUACGCAGUGACUCCGGAGACAUACCGCCAAAAAUAUUUUUUACACAACCUACCUUAUUGGGUGUCUAUCAUUUGUAGAUCUUUUAUUGCUUAUAAGUAUGCUGCUGGUAUAAAGCCGAUGUAA